AUGGCCAAGGACAUAUUUCGUGGAGGAUUUCGACAUAUUUGUCGGCGUAUUUAUGCUGAUCUGAGUGCUGAAGGUCAAUGUGGGAAACGUUUUUACACAACAUCAAGAUUAAAAGAAUUUGGAAAAUGUGAGGAAGCAAAAAGUGCAGAUAUCCCUUAUGAUCCAGGACAGCUGUUCCUCCACAAGUCCUUUUUCUACAGAGGUAUAAUUCUCUUCUCCUGGAACAGUCGAAUUCUUGAUAUAACGCAUGUCAAUACUUCUGAUAAACACAAGGAAAAAUCUAGCAAGCAGACAGAUGUCAAAUCUCACCACAGUGACACUAAACGUAUCAAACGAAGCUUUCAGCAGUAUUAUAUGGUAUUGAGUGAUCCUCGCGACUCUCCAUAUAAGAGGAACCAGGUGGCAGCAAUGCAUUACUUACAGGACAGAAAUGGUGUAUCUGCAACUGUAUGUAAAGUCAGCAAUACAGAUAUUGUCAAUCACGACGACAUCAUACCCUACACCAGCACAGAGGAAAUACCGAUCGCCAAUGAAGUCUUCAAGUCAUACUUCGAUUAUGACAAGGACAAAGUGCCAGCAUGUCGUGUGAAACCAGAGCUGAAUAUUACAAUACAGACACACAUUCCAUGGUCCGACAUGGACAAUGUUGUGUACAAGGAAACAACAAAACACAUCCAGGUCACCUGUAUACCAUUCUUUUUAGGAGCAAGUCAAUAUACUGAGAUGAAAACAUCAAAACCAAUAAAAACAUUCACUUGGAUGUAUUGUGUCCGGAUAGAAAACCUGGGUAUGGACAUACUCCAACUGAGAAAUAGGGAGUGGUUUGUGUUUUGUACUUCCACAUCUAAAAUCAACACUGAACGUGGGCCUUCAAUAGAAGGUCAGGAGCCAAUCCUGUCCCCUGACACGAAAUGUUAUCAAUAUGUGUCUCUCGUUCACCUCAAUUCUCCUCGAGGAAGUUUAUGGGGAAACUAUACCAUGGUGAGACCAGAUGGCACAGAAGUGAUAAUAAGGAUUCCUCGCAUGGAACUUCGGUGUGACAAUGCUAGAAAUUUAUGAUAGGGUACAGAAAUAAUGGUUAUUUAGUUAAACUGUGAUAAAAAGUAAUCAAAGUGAUGUUGACCUUCAAAGUUGUCCUGUCUGAGAAAUAGAGGUCAUAUUUUGACCUUGAAGUCAUCUUAGAUAUCAUACUUUUGAAUAUCUGUUAACGAUGACUUCGAUAGGCUAAGUGCUGGCUUUGAGAAAUAGAACUCAGACGAUCGUGACAGCUAGAGGUCAAUCCAAGGAUUAAAAAGGUCAAUUCACAGGUAGAAUAAAAGUCAGCUAUUGGUUGAAAUAUGGAUCGAUCGUCUGUUGAAAUGAGGUCAACCUACAGAUGGCAGAGAGUGCAAAUCGUAGAAUGUCUCUGAUGUAAGCCCAGUGGAGAAAUAGGGGUCACUUCAUAGGUGAAAGAGAUGCCUACCCACUGAUGCAAUAAAGAUCAACACAUUAACGAGAUCUUAGUUAUCAUUUGAUGAAAUAGUCCCCAACCAAUGACAAACCAAGUGGUCAAGCCAUAGGUGAAUCUCUCUUUUGAUGAAUUAGUGGACUUAAAGGUGAUAAGUGGACUGGCAGCUGAGAUAGGGUGCAUUGACAAGGGAUAGUCUGCAAUGUGAACUGUCGAACAAGACAUUGUGAAAAGAAAAGUCUGUCUUGGUCUUUCAUGUAAGAUGAGCAGAUUAGGACUUGAGAAGUAUUGUGUGCUGUGGAACUCCUAAAAACACUCUGAAAUCUUAGAAGGAAAAUUAAGGAUUCUCCCUACAAUCUUUGUACAUAUAGCUUCCUAUUAAAAACCUUUUCCUUGCUUUCAUGUGAAACUCACCACUUUUCUUCAGUUAAUUUUUUUCUAUUAGUCUACAAUAGAAUUAGUAUACUAAAAAAAGUAUUUUGAAUGUACAUUGAAAGUGAUAGGUAAAUUUUGUUAUUUGAUGUAUAAAACAGGUCUAGUAUUUUAAUGAUUUUAAAAAGCCUCGGUCAAGCUGCAGAUAGUUAUUAAUUAGUUGCAGAAAUUCAAUAUCAAAAGGAAACAAAUGUGAGAUCCAGCUGUUCUUUAUGUAACACAACUUUGCUACAAAUAUUGGUGAACUUACAUGGUCUCUAAAAUAAAAUAGUUUUGAUUCAAGCUUAUUUUGAGAUGUCACAUGGAGAAAACAAACAAUGAAGGAAUGUGUAGAAGACUACCUUUAUAAGGAAAAAUGAAUGAAAUCAGCAAAAAUAUGAACUUAAAGUUACCAUGGUUGUGACAAUACUAUAGAAUCAAUAUCAACAUAAAGCCAGCAAGUACAUACCAAAAGGUCUGUAGUCUAUUUAAUAUACAUGGGUUGUCACUGUGGUAAAGCCCGUCGGAUCUUUAUUCUUUAAUUUUUGUUUGUUUGUUUUGUUAUUAAGUUAUCCUAAAAAAAUAUUUGUUAAUGUUUUAUUUGUAUGUCUUUUGGAUGAAGUGCAUCAGUGAAUAAUUAGUCACAUGAGUACCUGCCAUUUUCUCCCUAAUGUACCAGGUCAGGAACUGGUGAAUGUUUGAGUGAGAGAAUAUUGUAAAUUCAUGUCUGAGAGUGGAGUUAUUGAUACAAAACUCUUUAAUUCCAUGAGCCAUCAAAUUAGUUCUGUUUUGUAAAUAAGUAUUUACAUUAAUUAUUUACCUAUAUCUUCUCAUCUGACAUUAUGAACGACCUUCAUUGUUCAGAAAUAUUUGAUGCAAUUGCUUUUUUCCAGGCAUUUCAAACUCUAGUAAAUGGUUUAUGGGAUGUACACAGCAUUUGCCUGUAAAACUACUUUGUACCACAAUGCUAGGCCAGUGACGAACUUUGUCUCCAGAGACUACAUUUAUAACAAACAUAUUUGUUUUGAUAAACAUUGUAUCUGCUCUGGUAAAAGGAUUGUAAUGUAUUGAUGUAGCAUGUGUUAUACAGAAGUACAUUGUGUAUUUACAUUGUAAAUAAACCAUGCUCAAACUG
This is a messenger RNA of Ylistrum balloti, 2993 nucleotides long. Its product is annotated as polymerase delta-interacting protein 2-like. Lineage: Eukaryota; Metazoa; Mollusca; Bivalvia; Pectinida; Pectinidae. The record is from RefSeq and is a predicted model, not a curated record. Gene Ontology annotation, biological process: error-free translesion synthesis. Gene Ontology annotation, molecular function: DNA binding. The transcript has 11 exons. The coding region runs from base 1 to 1059 and encodes 352 amino acids. Gene Ontology annotation, cellular component: nucleus; mitochondrial nucleoid.